GGUUUUGCCGCCGCGACCACCGCCCAGCAAAACGAUGGACGUCCUUCGGCGGACGUGCCCGCGGGCGGCGACUUGCAACGCGGCGAGUGCCGCCGGGACCGACAUGCCAUCUCCGACCGGGGGCCGCCUGUAAUGCGCUGCCUGAGCUGCCGUGCGCUGGAGCCUCCGACGCGGUCAUCUUGCGAGGCGCUGCGUCACGCGGUGGCCACCCUGACGCGACUGGACGACUUCACCUCGGAGAAGAUCGGGUCCGGCUUCUUUUCGGAAGUGUACAAAGUCACGCACCGCACCACGGGCCAGGUGAUGGUGCUCAAAAUGAACACGUCCACCAGCAACCGGCCCAACAUGCUGCGCGAGGUGCAACUCCUCAACCGGCUCUCCCACCGGAACAUCCUCCGGUUCCUCGGGGUCUGCGUGCAUCAGGGACAACUGCACGCGCUCACCGAGUACAUCAACGGGGGUAGCCUCGAGCAGUUGGUCCAGCGCCGCGCCGAGCCGCUCUCCUGGGAGCUCCGGCUGCGGCUCGCGCUGGACAUCGCGCGUGGCAUGGCGUACCUCCACUCGCGCGGAGUCUUCCAUCGGGACCUGACGUCCAAGAACGUGCUCAUCAAGCGGUCCGAGGACUCGCUCACGGCCGUCGUCGGAGACCUGGGCCUGGCCGAGCGCAUCCCUUCGGCGGGAGACCACAACCUGAGGCUGCCGGUCGUGGGGUCGCCGUACUGGAUGGCGCCCGAGUGCCUUCACGGGGCCUGGUACGACCAGCGGGCCGACGUCUUCUCGUACGGGAUCGUCCUCAUCGAGCUGAUUGGUCGGCUGGACGCCGACCCGGACGUGCUGCCGCGUACCGCCGACUUUGGCGUUGAUUGGCUCGCCCUGCGCGGCCUCUGCCCCGACGACUGUCCGCCCGCCUUCCUGCGCCUGGCACUCUCGUGCUGUCAGGUGGAGCCAUCUUCGAGGCCGUCCUUUCAAGGGGUUGUAGAGCAGCUAGAGGCAAUGCUCGCAGGAGACGUGGACGCCGACUUGCCGUCCCCCAAAGCCACAGACGACAGUAUUGGCAGCGUGCAAGCCAUCUUUGGACGGGAACAGGCCUGCUGCAGCACAGCCAACCCGUUCCAGCACCGGUUCAAGGACGGUCGGAAGAUUCUCGAGGAGGACUCGUCUAGUCACCCGUGAUGGCUGCCGCACACCGUCCCCCUCGACCCCUUCCCACCCUGCCCCUGCAUUUCUCUAUUUAUUACUGGCGGCCCCUUUCCCCUCGACGACGGACUGACGCCGGACUGCUCGAAGCCGGCACGUGCGCGAGGGGAACUCUUUCUUCCGGCGAGCGGCCGGAGUAGCCGUGAGGUGUGUGCCGCCGUUCCCGCUGAAUCUCUCUGCUUGUGACAUAAAGAUGCCGGUCUCUGGCCGGAAACCCUC
Messenger RNA from Ixodes scapularis (black-legged tick), 1416 nucleotides. It is a transcript of the gene cdi, whose product is annotated as dual specificity testis-specific protein kinase 1. The coding region runs from base 133 to 1173 and encodes 346 amino acids. Gene Ontology annotation, molecular function: ATP binding; protein serine/threonine kinase activity. Gene Ontology annotation, biological process: actin cytoskeleton organization; protein phosphorylation. The record is from RefSeq and is a predicted model, not a curated record. Gene Ontology annotation, cellular component: nucleus; cytoplasm. The transcript is spliced from 4 exons. NCBI's taxonomy places the organism in Eukaryota, Metazoa, Arthropoda, Arachnida, Ixodida, Ixodidae.